UAUUGCUUCAGUUCACCGCUGUUGCGGCUGGUGUGCGGUCGUACCAUCUGCAAUAGAUUGCUAAGCGAUCGUGUGAUCUAAAUAUUAGCGCGCUCAUUGAAACCCGAUUAAAAUCGAAGUCGCUGCUUUUUCGAAUUGAAGUGCGAUAGACACUUCCAAAGAAUUAGCGAACGCUUGCUGUGUUCGUUUCGGAAAUCUAUUUGAAAUAAAUAAAAAUUUAAAUUUAAUUAGAAUUGAAGAUGAGUGAUACGAAAAAGCUUAAUAACUGUGUUAUUGUAUUUGAUGAAAAUGACUUUGGCACAUAUUUUACAGGACAAACUGUUAGUGGUAAAGUGAUUAUAACGCUGGAGAAGACGAAAAAAUUGAAAGGCAUUAAAUUACAAAUUUGCGGAUUCGCUGCUUGUCAAUGGCGUGAAAGGUAUGGACAAAAGAUAGCUGUAGCGAAAGUUAGUUCAAGGGACAAGCAUAUGUAUUAUGGUCGCGAAGAUUAUAUAGCAUCUACGACAUACUUAGUUGGCUACGAGCAUGGCAAUAAUAUCGUCAUGGAUGCUGGCACUUAUACCUACACAUUCUCUUGCCCCAUACCAGCUAAUUGCCCAUCUUCGUUUGAAGGCACUUACGGACAUAUACGUUACCUCGUCAAAGUGACGUUUAUCAGAAAUGGUGCAGCCGAUCGCAUACAAAAUGUCGGUUUGACAGUGCUCAAGCUUUUAGAUCUGAAUCAAGAGAGUAAAUUGUUACAGAAUCCUGCUACCAAUGAUGCAAUGGAGAACGUUUGUUUCUUUCUCUCCAAACCCAUACAUAUGAAAGUUGAUCUCCAACAAACCGGCUAUGUGCCCGGCCAGUUUGUCUUGAUCAGUGUUGAUGUGGACAAUAAAUCUUCCGCAUAUUGCAAAAAACUAUUAAUAAUGCUGAAUUUACGUGCCACAUACAACUCCGAUAUGCCAGCUUUGCACUCUGCCUCCGAGAAAAUCUGUAUUGUGAAGAAAGUUUGCGGCCAUGUACCGCAACAGACGCGUAAAACCUUCGCUGAAACUAUACGCAUACCGGCAACUGCGCCGACUUGUGAACAUAUCAGCAAAAAUGUACGAGUCUCUUAUGAAUUGUGCGUUGUGGCCGUAAUGAAUACCAUAAUGCGAAAUCCGAAGACUACAAUACCGAUAACUAUUGGCAAUGUGCCAUUAACUACGAGCAAUAUGGUAGAAGAGGAAUGGUUGGAGGAGAGAGAACUAGAUAAUGUGCAGCCGACAACUUCACGUGCUGUUACAAGGGAAAACAGUUUGGAAAAUGAAAUCGAUGCGGUUGGUGGUUUGGGGGAGGAUGACAUUAGCGAAGAGGAGAUAGAACUGCCUCCACCAUCCUAUGAACAAGCGAUGUUUAUGAGCACAAACAUCGCAGACACUGAUGCCAAUACGGUCAGUGUGGACGCACCUUUCGCACCACGUUAUCCAGUCUUCAAUAUUGAUGAAAAUUCGCUAGCCUUCAGCAGCAUGGGUUUGAGUCCACCACCGAAUUUGCCGCAAAAGCGACCACGUCGCAGAAGACGACAUCGCCCGGCAGAAAAACAGCAAACAGACUUCGUCAAAGAGCAGCCGCCAACUGAAUCGCCAAUAGAAAUAUGAAAAUAAGAAAAAUCUACUCAAGGAAAUUAAUUAUCAAAAGAAAGCAAGGAACAAGAAGUGCAAUACUUUACAUAUUCAAUUUAUAUGUCUAAAUGCAAUUGUAAUUAAUAGAAAAGUGAUCUGAUCUGUAUACAUAUAUACUUAUGGAGAUGGAAGGUUACGUUAUGAAUAAAAACUGUUCAUUAUGAGACAGAAA
Zeugodacus cucurbitae (melon fly) is the source of this 1818-nucleotide messenger RNA. Its product is annotated as arrestin domain-containing protein 17. Gene Ontology annotation, cellular component: cytoplasm. The record is from RefSeq and is a predicted model, not a curated record. The transcript is spliced from 4 exons. Gene Ontology annotation, biological process: protein transport. The coding region runs from base 240 to 1622 and encodes 460 amino acids. Lineage: Eukaryota; Metazoa; Arthropoda; Insecta; Diptera; Tephritidae.